AUUUUCCUGCUCUGCAUGGUCGGGAACGUCCUGGUGUGCUUGAUUGUUAUGAAGAACAAGCGCAUGCGCACGGUGACUAACCUCUUCAUCUUCAACCUGGCGAUCAGCGACCUCCUCGUCGGGAUAUUCUGCAUUCCAACUACCCUGGUGGACAAUUUAAUUACAGGCUGGCCUUACAGCAAUGUGGUGUGUAAGCUGAGCGGGCUGGUGCAAGGAACCUCCGUCUCUGCCUCUGUCUUCACCCUGGUGGCCAUCGCUGUGGACAGGUUUCGUUGCAUUGUGCACCCGUUCAAGCCCAAGCUCACCCUGCUGGAGGCUGGCAUCGCCGUGGUGAUCAUCUGGGUGCUGGCUGUGGCGAUCAUGUGCCCUUCGGCAGUCAUGCUGACUGUGAGUCAGGUGCAAGACCACUACAUGGUCCACAACCACGACUACAACCACACCUACCCCCUGUUCUCCUGCUUCGAGGACUGGCCAGACAAGCAGAUGCGCAGGAUCUACACCACCGUUCUGUUCGGCCACAUCUACCUGGCACCGCUGACCCUCAUCGUGGUGAUGUACAGCCGCAUCGUGGUCAAGCUCUACAAGUCCUCAGUGCCCGUGAGCAACAGCGUGGCGCGGGGGCCCCACCAGCCCCACCCCGAGAGCAGGAACGUGGUCCCCAGGAAGAAAAAUAAAGUCAUCAAGAUGCUGAUCACGGUGGCUCUGCUCUUCAUGCUCUCCUGGCUGCCUCUCUGGACCCUGAUGCUGCUGACCGACUACGUCAGCCAGACGGACGAGCAGCUCAGCCUCCUCACGGGCUACAUCUUUCCCUUCGCACACUGGCUGGCCUUCUCCAACAGCAGCGUCAACCCCAUCAUCUAUGGCUACUUCAACGAGAACUUCAAGAGGGGCUUCCAGAAUGCUUUCCACUUCCAGUGGUGCUCCGAGAGGGCGGAGCCCCGGGAGGCUUAUUGCCACAGGGUCACCGCCGGGAAUGUGGGGAACUUUGGAGCGCGAAACAAGGUCUACACCGAUAGGGAUUGCAGUGAUUCCGACUGCCUGACGAAGGAGAGUAGGAUGGUGGCUGGUGGAGGAGGAGAAGGAGGAGGAGGAGGAGGAGGAGGAGGAUGGGGAGGAGAGGGGGCGGCUGUGGCGUGUUCUGCACAGGUUCAUGGAGGAGCGUCCAGGGCACUGCAGCCGAUCUUAAAGCAGGGGCUGAACAUCAAGGAUAUUGAUAAAAUCCCACCGCUGAGUAGCGGCGUCUGUCAGGCGUGGGAAGGGUAA
This is a messenger RNA of Polyodon spathula (Mississippi paddlefish), 1263 nucleotides long. Its product is annotated as neuropeptide FF receptor 2-like. The record is from RefSeq and is a predicted model, not a curated record. Gene Ontology annotation, cellular component: membrane. Bases 16 to 1263 code for a protein of 415 amino acids. The transcript has 3 exons. Lineage: Eukaryota; Metazoa; Chordata; Actinopteri; Acipenseriformes; Polyodontidae. Gene Ontology annotation, biological process: regulation of adenylate cyclase activity; regulation of MAPK cascade; regulation of cAMP-dependent protein kinase activity. Gene Ontology annotation, molecular function: opioid receptor binding; peptide binding; neuropeptide receptor activity.